AUGUUGGAAGACGAGUGCUGUAGGGAGAUUGCAGUUCGCUCGAAAGGCACGGCAAUGAAGGGAACGCAGGUCAAUCAAGGGGCUCACAAAGUAAAGGAAGUACGUAAUUAUAUCGAGAUUGAUACAAUUGGCUUCCGGAAAUCAACUUAUAUGAGCAGUUAUGUUAUGGGAACUUCAUCAAUUGGUGGUGGAAAAAAAUGUUUCAAGUUACCAUUCUCUGUUUGCAGUCGUAUUCUGCUUCAUGCAGGCGAGAAAGGAAAUGCAGACUACAUUUCAGCACUCUUGUCAGUGUUGAAACAGCAAGAGACUACCAUUGACAGAAUUGUUAUCACCCAUUGGCAUCCUGACCAUAUAGGAGGCUUAAUGGAUGUUCUUGGUUGCUUAGGAGGUUGUGUUAAAGUAUACAAAUUUCCUCGAGCUGAUGCUCCUGAUGAGCCCCUACAUGAGUCGGUUAGACUCAUAAAACUCAAGCACAAUGAUGAAAUCAAAACAGAAGGUGCAACUCUCAAAGUUCUUCAUACUCCAGGCCAUACCACUGACCAUGUUGUACUAGCAGUGGAGGAGGAGGGGGCAGUGUUUAGUGGUGACUGUAUAUUAGGGGAAGGAACGGCAGUAUUUGAAGAUCUUCAUACAUAUAUGGCUUCACUAAAGUUAAUCAUGAACUUACAACCAAAGGUUAUCUUUCCUGGCCAUGGCCCGGUGAUAGAUGAUCCAGUGAUCAAAAUUCAGCAUUAUAUCGAGCACCGCAAUGAAAGAGAGAUCCAGAUCCUUGACGUUCUUGCUAGCAAUCCAACAAAAUUUUUAUCAUCCAUGGAAAUAGUCAAGCUUGUUUACAAGGAAACUCCUGAGCACCUACACAGAGCAGCCGAGUUCAAUGUGACCCAUCAUUGGCAGAAACUCUUCAAGGAUGGCUUAAUUCGUAAUCAAUGAAACAAGUGGUGUCAUAUUGACAGGAAAGAUCAAUUGUAGUAAAGGCUCCUGUGUGUGCCGUGUCCCAUAUAAGAAAAAACCAAAUACCAAAGAAUUUUCCAUUGAAUGUUUGUUUGUUUUUCAGGUUAUUAUUGUGUGUUAUUAGUAUCAUCUUAACUCUUGUGGGUUGUGAUGAGAUCUACCAUUUAUGUGUAUUUUAGUUUGUGUUUUGAUAGAGUAUUAGGUAUGCUUAGGGGUGCCUUCUUGCCAUGGCCUGUGGCUGGGGGGAUUGGUGCCCUGAAGCUACAUAAACACCCUAUACCCCCCUGAAGUGACAAGGGAAGUUAGGGGACAAGAAUUGCCCUAUUUAAUUGAAACUAGUUCUGUGUAUCUUGUAUCUGUUAUAUGUGUUGAUUCCAUGGGGAAUAAUAUGAAUGAGGUAAAAUUUAAAACCAAUACUUCUCUCUUAAUAGUAUCUUGAGAGAAUUAGCUUCAUUCUUUACAUGGUACUGUGGGUGAAUUAUAAGGUGUCUUUAAGACAAAGACAUCCAAACAACCCAAGUUUGAAUCAACUCUGAAUUGAUGAAUUAGUGUCUGUAUGUAUGAACAGUAUAUACAGUAUAUCUGUUUAUGUCAAGGACUAUGUCUUGAAAUGUUUCAUCAUUGACAUGGCAUCUCAUGUUUGGAAGGUUUUUGUUAUCCAACCUGUCAGUUUUCUUGCAGUUCCAACAGCAACUUUGUUGUGUUCUUUUAAAGUAAGGUCUUCUGAUAUGAUUACUCCUAAAUCUUUUACAUUGGCUUUUCUUCAAUAGUGUGGUUUCACUGUGUUUUUUGUGGUUUGUGCUUUGAUGUUUUUGUUGUUUACAUAGUGCAGUAAUUAGAACCUAUCCUCAUUGAACAUCAUGUUAUUUUCUGUUGCCCAUUAAUUAAGAUCAGAUUAACAAGGAUGUUUGCUUUAUCCUGUUCUCUGUCUGUCUACUCAUGAAAAAUCUAGUGUCAUCUGCAAAGGAUGAUACAGUACUAUAAUUUGUAUCCUUGUCUAUGUCUGAUAUGAGGAAGAGGGGAAAAGUAGACGAACAAGCACAAUACCUUGGGGACACAGGGAACACAAAAAAGGGGAGCUGAGCUUUUCACAAUGGAUGACUUAGAUUUUACUUUGUUCACUAUUACACUCUGGGUUCUGUUUGUUAACAAGUUAAAGAUCCAUCUCCCUAGUACUUCGUAAAGGCCCAAAUCUACACAGUAAAAUAACAAUAUACUGGA
Molecule: messenger RNA, 2172 nt
Organism: Procambarus clarkii (red swamp crayfish)
Lineage: Eukaryota; Metazoa; Arthropoda; Malacostraca; Decapoda; Cambaridae
Source: RefSeq, a predicted model, not a curated record